Megalops cyprinoides (Indo-Pacific tarpon) is the source of this 3894-nucleotide messenger RNA. It is a transcript of the gene unc5b, whose product is annotated as unc-5 netrin receptor B. The coding region runs from base 450 to 3398 and encodes 982 amino acids. Gene Ontology annotation, molecular function: protein binding; netrin receptor activity. The transcript has 18 exons. Gene Ontology annotation, biological process: anterior/posterior axon guidance; netrin-activated signaling pathway. Lineage: Eukaryota; Metazoa; Chordata; Actinopteri; Elopiformes; Megalopidae. Gene Ontology annotation, cellular component: membrane. The record is from RefSeq and is a predicted model, not a curated record.
GUGAUGGUUGAUGAUUGGCUGGUCAGGGCAUGGGAGUCCGGAGGCUGGCGUUUCUGUGCGGUGCUCAUCCCCGUGUCCGUGUUUACACCUCAAGCAUUACCGUGUGGAGGGGCGAGCGAGAGGAUGAGGAGGGCUCGGAGAUAGCAGCUGGCGAGAGCGGAGAGAUAAGCACCUCGACACUGGAGAGUAGAGGACGCUUCCUUGUUUCCUGUCUGUCGAAAAGGGGGACUGCUCUGUGUACCGAAUUUAGUUUUGUUUUCUACACAUGCAAGUUGUAGUCUUUGUUAUUUUCUUUCUCGUAAAGGACUAUUCGUGGAUAUGGUGCUCUGACAAACCAAAACUUUCGAUUUUGUUGCUUCCUCGGUUUGCUGUUGACCCAGGCGCGGGUGGAGUUGGCAGAAAAGAUCAUAUCGCAGCUCGCCUCAGAAAGCACAUUGUUUGACAAGUUUAUGUUGAACGAGAUUGCUUGUAAUAAAGAACCGCGGACUAAAAUUAGAAGCAUCGGAGAGUCCAAGGGCUACGUCGGCUUUCCGAGAGCACCUGGUGUCAUUUCUCAUUGGCGUGACCGGGGAAAGAUGCUCUCUCUAUGGAUACGUCGCGGCGAGGGUCUCGGUCCUCUGGUGGUGCUGCUCCUGCUCUGCGGUUCUUCCGUCGCCGAAGCAGACAGCAGUGACUACAGCGAGGUUCUGCCGGACUCCUUCCCGUCAGCGGCAGCAGAACCACUCCCAGAGUUCCAGCUGGAGCCCGAGGACGCCUUCAUUGUGAAGAACCGGCCGGUUCAGCUUCGGUGCCGAGCUGCACCCGCCACGCAGAUCUACUUCAAGUGCAAUGGGGAAUGGGUCAACCAGAAUGACCAUGUGACCCGAGAGAGCCUGGACCAAAUCACAGGGCUGGUGGUGAGGGAGGUGGAUAUCUCCGUCUCUAGAACGCAGGUAGAAGAGCUCUUUGGCCUGGAGGAUUACUGGUGUCAGUGUGUCGCCUGGAGCUCCGCCGGAACCACCAAGAGUCGCCGCGCAUACGUCCGCAUCGCAUACUUACGAAAGAACUUCGAGCAGGAGCCGCUGGGCAGAGAGGUGCGUCUGGAUCAGGAAGUUCUACUGCAGUGUCGUCCCCCGGAGGGAAUACCCCCGGCAGAGGUGGACUGGCUGAAGAAUGAGGACACCAUCGACCCGGGCCAGGACUCCAACUUCCUGAUAACGAUCGACCACGACCUCAUCAUUAAGCAGGCGCGCCUGUCUGACACGGCCAACUACACCUGUGUGGCUCGCAAUGUGGUGGCUAAGAGGCGGAGCAGCACCGCCACUCUCAUCGUCUAUGUGAGCGGCGGUUGGUCAUCCUGGACAGAGUGGUCUGAGUGCAACGCACGCUGUGGGCGGGGCUGGCAGCGACGAACACGCAGCUGCACCAAUCCCGCACCGCUCAAUGGAGGGGCUUUCUGUGAAGGACCACCUUUCCAGAGGGUCACUUGCACUACUCUGUGCCCAGUGGACGGCGGCUGGACGGAGUGGGCUAAGUGGUCUGCCUGCGGGACGGAGUGCACUCACUGGCGCAGCCGAGAGUGCCAGGCGCCCCCGCCCAGGAACGGCGGGAGGCACUGCAGCGGGAGCAUGAUGGAGAGCAAGAACUGCACCGAGGGGCUGUGCACGCGCAAUAAAAAGGUUUCUAUUGAACAUGCAAGUCAUCCUCUGGACCCAGGGGCAGGCGUAGCGGUGUACGCAGGCCUGGUGGGGGCGCUGCUGCUCUGUGUGGUGCUGGUGCUGUGUGUGGGCGUGUUGGCGUACCGACGCAGCUGUCGACAUCUCCACGGCGACAUCACAGACUCCUCGUCCGCCCUCACCGCUGCCUUCCACCCCGGCAACUACAAGCCCCCAAGACAGGAUAACCCCCACCUGCUGCACGCAUCCGCCCCUCCCGACCUGACGGCCACGGCCGGCUCACUCCGGGGGCCCCUCUUCUCCCUGCAGCAGGGCGCGGCCGACGCCCACCACAAGAUCCCCAUGACGACCUCGCCCCUGCUGGACCCGCUGCCCAGCCUGAAGAUCAAGGUGUACAACUCGUCCACGCUGUCGUCGCUGGAGCUGCCCACCGGGGGGAGCUCUGUGGACGGAGAGAUCCUCAGCCUGAAGACCGUGGGCUCCGGCCCUCGCGACCCCCACGGCCACACCCUUCCCCGGGAGCCAGGGCACAGCGCCAGCGCCACCCUGGGCUGCCUGGGAGGAAGACUCACCAUCCCCAACACAGGUGUGAGUCUGCUGGUGCCCCCGGGUGCGAUUCCACAGGGGAAGUUCUAUGAGAUGUACCUUAUCAUCAACAAGUGGGAGAAAACCACGUUGCCGUCGGAGGGCAGUCAGACGGCGCUAAGCCCGGUGGUGUGCUGCGGACCCUCGGGCAUGCUCCUCAGCCGCCCCGUCGUGCUCACCCUCCCCCACUGUGCCCAGCUGGACCCGCCCGACUGGACCCUCACCCUCAAAACACAGACUCACCAAGGAGGCUGGGAGGAGGUGCUGACGGUCGGGGAGGAGACCCUGUCGUCACCCUGCUACCUGCAGCUGGAGGAACAGAACUGCCACGUCCUGAUGGAGCAGCUGGGCACCUACAGCCUGGUGGGGCAGUCCAUCCCCCCGCAGCCUGCCUGCAAGCGCCUGCAGUUGGCGCUCUUCGCCCCGCGGGCCCCCUGCCUCUCCCUGGACUACAGCCUGCGCGUAUACUGCAUCCAGGACACGCCCCAUGCCCUUAAGGAGGUUUUGGAGCUGGAGCGCAGUCUGGGCGGGGUGCUGCUGGAGGACCCCAAGCCCCUCCUCUUCAAGGACAGCUACCACAACCUGCGCCUGUCAAUCCACGACAUCCCGCAUUCCCAUUGGAGGAGCAAACUUCUGGCCAAGUACCAGGAGAUCCCAUUCUAUCACAUCUGGAGCGGCAGCCAGCGGCCGCUACACUGCACCUUCAGCUUAGAGCGCGGCAGCAUGGCCGUCUCCCAGCUCACCUGCAAGAUCUGCGUCCGCCAGGUGGAGGGGGAAGGGCAGAUAUUCCAGCUCCACACCGACAUCCAGGAGACACAGGCGCCUCACUCCCCCCUCCCGUCCGGAGGUACCUGCGUGCCCUCCUCCCAGGUGGGGCCCUACGCCUUCCGGCUGCCUGCCUCCAUCCGCAUGAAGAUCUGUGCCAGCCUGGAUGCCCCUAGCGCGCGCGGCUGUGACUGGAGACUUCUCGCACACAGCCUGGGCUUCGACAGGUAUCUGAAUUACUUUGCAACAAAACCCAGCCCCACAGGUGUGCUGCUGGACCUAUGGGAAGCCUGUCACCAAGGUGACGCAGACCUGGUGUCCCUGGCGACUGCACUCGAAGAGAUGGGCAAGAGCGAAGUGCUUGUUGUCAUGACGACCGACGGGGAUUGCUGAUUGGUCCAGGCAGAGAGGCAACCGACAAAAAAAAAAAAAAUCCCACCGAUACAUACCUGUGGACAUGAGCACAGCUGUCACACCUUAACCCCAAGCACCACACGAAGCCCAUGCUGUUCUCCAUCACACCUGCUUUACCUCAGCCUCCACACAGGCCCCCCAACGGCUUUCACUCCCGCUCAGAACCACCUCACGGUUGGUAGCCUGUUCCCCAGGCUGAUCUUUUGGAUCCCACGUCCGAGCCUUCUGAUAAGACAAUGCCGCAUUGUGAUUUCUGAGUCAUUUGCUCAUAUACAAUGUGAUCUCAGAUUAGGGAUGUGAAAUGCAUAUUAUUAUGUUUUUUUAUUUGUUUCUUUACUCAAAUCUUAUUGAGACUUUUAGCACAUAUAUAUUUACAUAGUCACACAAAACAAAACGGUCCGAGACAAUCAGUCGAGGGCUGCCUCUCUCUCUCUCUCUCUCUCUCUCUCUCUCUCACACACACACACAUACUCUC